Oxyura jamaicensis (ruddy duck) is the source of this 6146-nucleotide messenger RNA. RefSeq names its product testis and ovary specific PAZ domain containing 1 (gene TOPAZ1). NCBI's taxonomy places the organism in Eukaryota, Metazoa, Chordata, Aves, Anseriformes, Anatidae. Gene Ontology annotation, molecular function: metal ion binding; protein binding. The transcript is spliced from 20 exons. Gene Ontology annotation, biological process: spermatocyte division; spermatid development. The coding region runs from base 103 to 6021 and encodes 1972 amino acids. The record is from RefSeq and is a predicted model, not a curated record.
AGGUGGUGCUCGCCUCCGGGUCCGGGCUAGCCGGCGUGCGGGUAGGGGAGCGCAGGUGAGUGGGCUCUGUGGGCUUGGUGGUGGCUCUUCCAGGGCACUGUGAUGCCCCAGUUAAGGUCGGGGAAGGUGGUGGCUGGUGGCAAGGUGAAGGCGGCCCAGAGGGUGGCCGCCAGCCUGAGCUCUCAGGGCGCAGGGGUAGGGCGUGAGCUGGGGGAGUUGGCAGGCAAGAAGAGCUCUCUCGUGGCACUAAAGAGAAAAGCUGAGCAAUCCUUACCGUCCUCUGUGCGCCCUGCUGUGCUGUCCAGAGCUUGUGCUGAGCAGCAUGCUCUUGUCUUGCCUGUGCAGAAGGAGCAAGUCGAGAGCUGUCAGAGACUCCCCGGUAAGAAAAACAAGGGGAUCCAGUGCAGGGUGGCAUCCAGGAGCAAGAAGGGUGUCACCACGCGGAUAGCAGAUGCUGCCGUAUGUGAAGAUGGGCAAGCAGCAACCAGGGUGGCAGGAACGUGCUGGGAAAAGACUGGAAGCAGAAGGAUGGGACAGGGUCAACAGCCAUUUCUCUCGCAAAUUACCUUGCUGAAGAAGAUCUCAGUAGAGACCUGUAACCCAGAAGGGCUGAACCUCUCAGGUUUCCCAGAGAGUUCGAGGAGCUCAGGAAAAAAACGCAAACGUUCCUAUAUGGAACUAAAAUUACAAAUCCCAACCUCGGAGGAGGAACUUGACAGCACAGAGAGUAUUACUCCCUGUUUGCCAGAAGCAGAGGUGCUGCAGCCUAGAAGCAGUGCAUGUAGUACUGAAAUCAAAGACAUUGGUUCCUUAAUGAUACUGAAACUGCAAAUCCCAGAUCUUAAAAAGAAUUUGGGGAACGAAGAAUCGUCCUUGUCUGAGUCACAACCUUGGGAAGUGGUAGAUAACCCAGGGAAAAUGAAUCAAUGUUCUUUAAAAGGUCCAGAAAAGCCCAAUAAAAAAGGAAAAUACUUGAGAAAGAAAGGCAGGCCAUCUUUGGUGAAAUCAGAACUACAGGGGCCAAGAAAGAGAGGUGGAUCUGCCUUGGUAGAACUCCAUACAAAGUGUCUAGAGUCCAAGAAGAGAGCUGUGAGUCUGAAGAAGAGGGACUCACUGGCAUUACUGCGUGUACAGGGUUUAAGUGGCCAAGAACAACCAACAGCCAGAGGAAAGCUGCACAAGCGUUGCGUGGUAGAACAGCAGCAGAGCUCAGACCCUCAGAAAGGAGCAGAUAGCCUGGGGGAAAGUGCAGCAAAGAAAAAAUGGAAAAAAAAUAAGCAAGACUCAGGUACGCAGGCUGUGAAGAAUUGUAAGGCAAAUCUAACUAAGUCAGAAGAUCCCAAUGAAAAGGAACCUCGCUAUUCUGAAUCUCCUGCAGUUGUUGCUUUAGGUGGGACUCCAGACAAGAGUUUUCUUUGUCAUCCUGAAGCAAAAAGGUCUGUUAUACAGCUUAAAAAAAGGAAAGCCGGAAUUGAUCGUAUCGUGUGCUUCCGAAGUUUGAGUGUAACUACAGCAGAAAAAGUGAUAAAUAAAUCUGUGAAACGUGUUGCUGACCGCUGCAGAAAGACCCUAAAGCAUUGCAACAGCUUGCUCUGCGUAACAAGAAAGAAUCCAGUUGUGAGAUUAGAGGCUUGUAGUUACAUCAAUACAUUUGUAAAAUCUUUACUUGGUGGAACUGCCAGCACCUUUAAUUUAAGUAGAUUCUUCCAUUUAGCCCAGCAUAAGAGAAAAUCUGCUUGUCCUGACAGUACGGUAGAACAGAGUGAAAUGAAUUGCAGCACUAAUACAAUGAAAAAAGAAAGCUCACCCAUAAAAAGUAGUUUAUUGUUUAAUGAAGAAGUAAAAACUCAACAUAAAGAAGGGUAUUUUUCAUGCUGUCAGAGUCAAAGCAAUACGUUUUUAAGUGAAAAAAAAUCGAAUAUUGGUAGAAAGCAUGCAAAAAAGAUGAAAAUCAGUGAGAUGUCAGCCGUGCAGAGUGUAAGCACAAAUGUGGCUGAUGAAUGCACUAUGUGUGAAUUAAAGAUGGAAGUUGCCACGUCAGGGUCCUCCUCUACUGCUUUAGGACUAAACCAUAAAGAAAUGACUCUGUCAGAUUCCUGGGAUUGUACAGAUGACCUUCAUACAGGAAACAAUACUCGUGAAGCACAAGAGGCAUCAGUACAGAGAAAGAAUAGUACCAAAUCACUGGCAUUUGAAGGUGGCUUUAAGAAGACGUCCAAGCUCUCAGUAGGGGCAAAAAGAGAAGCUUCAGGCUGUGAGACACCGCAGUGGCAGUCUGCUACCUCGGGUAGUCUGAGAGCACUAACUCAGGCCCGUGGUGUUUCUAAUUGUCACAAAAGCAUGACAGAUGGAAAACUGAAGAAAGUUAGUAAGAAUCUGCGUCAGUUUACCUGUCAAAGAACAGUACCUAUGACUGGUAAAAAUGUUUGGCCUCGUGAAUCUUGUGCCAGGACUUCUGAAUGGGUUCCUAAAAAUCACUCGUCCAUCUCAGAAGGAAAAAGACUUCUAAGUCCAGGCUUUGAGGAAUCCUUUGAUAAAAGCAGCGUCAAAGCUGUAGGAAACAGUGCUGUGACAGAAAAUUCAAGGCAGUUGGAUUUGUGUACAUCAUUGGCAGAAGUUAAGGAAUGUGCACAUGAAGCAGUGGAUCUAAAUGCCAAAUGCCUGACUUCAGCUGAAACCUCAGAAUCCUCUUCUACGGAUAUUUGUGAGACUUGUAGAAUGAGCAAUGAAAAUGUGAAAUCGCCAGUUGCUAUGGUUAGAAGCGCUGUGGCUUUUAACCCUGAUGAUAUGCAAGAAGUUAAAGCAACCUCAAAUUUUACAGCAAAACCAAAAAAUAAAAAUACAGGAGCUGUAAAAAAGAGAAGCCGGUCUGUGACAGUCCAGAAUAAUACAUCUACAAGUAACAACAGCAGAAUAAACUUGAGCCGUAAGGCAUCGGUUGUGAAGCAGACGCUUUCUGAUGCAAAACUAAUGAAAGUAUUAAACACCAGAAACCUGACGAACUUCAAAAUUCCUUUACGCAUAAACAAACCUGAAUCCAGGAAACUGGAAUGUGUCAGUUUAUCGGAAAGAAAAGCCUGUAGCCCACUAGAGCUUUUUGACAGCGCUAGUAUUUCGCAAAGGCAGAAAAGAGAUGAGGAGACUGUGGUAAAUUCUGAGCAGCAGCCCCUUCCUGUAGUUAGUGAUGCUACAUCUACAGCUUCCAUGAAGAAAAAUGCUGGUAAGAUCAACAGUAAGGACUUGCAUCAUGAUGGCUCUGAAACCCUUCCAAAUGAGACGCCCGCGCUCCCUGAACAUGCCUCUUUGUGCCCGUGUCCUGCCCUUGAGAGGCAGCUGGAGUCAUCUCCACCAGGCUUCAGUGCUACUGAAUGUGUACGGAAGUCGAAUUUUCCUGAGCGCUCAGGGAAUGCAGUCGACCGUCCUGUUGCAUUAGAAAUAUGUGAUGGUGGCCAAUCGAGAGUGAAUCGUUCACAGCCCAAAAGUGAUUUUUUUCCAGAUAUUCUUGAAGCUUACAAAGAAGAUGUUCUUGUCAUUGAUGUGAUUCAGGAUGACCCUGAUCUUUUUGGAACCAGUGGCGAAGAGGAGCUUACGCCCACAGCCUGUGAAGAUUGGUCCGCAAAGGCAUCCUGUAGUAGGAUCUCCAUUAAAGAAGAGAAGCAGAAUCUUAAGCCUGAGUAUGCUGUUAUUUCAGAAAAUAGAGGUUCAGUAAAUGCUAAUUUUAGAGACAUUACCGUACAGGAAUCUGGAAUGUUGAAUCAUGCUGGAAAUUCGCAGGAUUUGGCAAUAAAAGCUACAGAUAUUAAAACCCAUAAUUCAUCCAGUAGAAACAGUCCUUUGCGAGGUGUUACUGAAGACUCUUUUGAAGAUGGGCAACUGAGAAAGCAAGAUGGAUUUCUAAAGAGUUCUGAAAUUAAUGAAAAGUUCAGGUUUGCAGAUGGAGUGGCUGCUCUUGAACCAGGAGAAAAAGGUGAAGCAGAAGAAAGUGACUGUCGAUACGCAGACCUUAUGAACUGUGAGCUGCUCUCAAGAUCGCCAUUGCAUGUCCCAAAAAUAAACGUCCUCAAUGAAAGUACAGUGCUGAAACCCAGGAAGAAUGAUUGUACAUUUUCAGGAAAAGGCCUUUCCCUGCCACUGCAAAACCAUGGAGAUUCUGAGCCAUGGACAACAGACAAAAAUGCAAAAGCUUCUCAUUCAGUCCAGCAGAUCCUGGAGAUGAUUGACGUGCCCCAUAAAUAUUGCAGAUAUUAUUUCACGACUUUGCGUGGCUGUGAAAGGGCAAAAUGUUGGUUUCGGCAUGUUCCUGAACAAAGACAUGAAAAGAUUUGCAUGGCAAUACUUAGGACGUACAUUAGUAUCAAAGAAUCAGGCCUUCUAAAACGUGCAGUCCAAAUAUUUGUCAGGUAUUACAGAGAAGUUACUCCUGGCGAGGAUUUUGCUUUUCAAGUGCUGAAUGAUCUUCUCAUUUGCUUGCUCAAGAACUGUUUGUUGCAAGAAGUAUUUCAGAUACUGCGUGUAGCUGUACAGAUUAAUACACUGCCGGCUGUGGAUGUUUUUCUGAAAGUUUUUGAGCAUGUGGCUUCUUUGAAUAUAAGAAAUGCUGUGCCUACAUUAAUCAGUACCUUUCGUAAGCUCAUUGAUGCUGGUAUGUUUCUCGAGUUUGAACAUUUUAAUUACAUUACUAAACUCCUUCAACAAUUGCAAGUUUCCAACCAGGAAAUAAAUGUUGUUUUGAAUAUAAAAUCCAGAUUUCAGGAAAGACAUUUUAAAAGCAACUGGCUCUUUGACUUCAAUUUGGUAAUGGUCGAAAUUCAGCAUUGCAAGGAAAAAAAUGAUUGGAGUAAGAUGGGAACUUUGUAUGUUAAUGCAAGAACCGGAUGUGAACAUUUUGAUGAUCUUCAGAAAUUGUCUUUAUGCAUUACUGAAAUACUAACAAGAGAUUCUGAGAAAGACAGACCAGGAAUUCCUUUUUGCGAUUUUGCUGAUGCAGUAAUAACAAAUUCGACAUGCAAUGAAGCAGACAGGAUUUUCAUUGGAAGGACUGGGAUAAGCGUGAUGAAUUCUUAUCGCAGAGUACUGCAGUGGAGAAAGGGAAGGAAGGUUUUGGAUAAAUUGCAUGAGCUACAGAUAAAUUUUACAGUCUUGAAAGGACUUAUUGGUGCAGAGAACUUAGCAUCAAGAUGUCAAAUUGUUAAUAAUGCUGCAGAAAUUUUUCUUAAAACUGGAAGUUUGGAUGGAGCGACAUGGGUAUUGAGAGAGUCAGAAUGGACCACGAAUACACCACUGUGGCCCUGUGAUGAAGAGGACAUCCUCAAUCGAUUUAAUCUGUUGUGUUCACUAGUGCACAAGUACAUGAGGCAGAGUUUAUACAGGCAGGCAUUGGAAGUUCUGCAGAAUUUACCAGGAUUCCAAAAUAGUUCUGAUACUGUGGAUGUUUCUCAGUACAGCUGCGUUUUUAACCUGCUGAUAAAAGCCUGUUUUGAGAGCAAGAACCUUGGGGUCUCAUCUUCUGCAGUAGACUUCAUGCUUUCAAAAAAUAUAGCUGUUGAUUUUUUUUUACUUAGAGGAUUAAUCACAGGUUUGGGAAGAAGUUGUUUGUGGAGUAAAGCUAGAACCUACUACAAAACUGCUUUAUCAUUGGGUUGCUACCCGCCGCUAGAGGGAAAUUUACAUCACAAGAUUUUGCCAAUUCCUUUUUACGUGUCUGAGGUUGAGAUGCUGUUGGCCAUUGAAUUAUUCCUCGUUUCAAAUGCCAGCGAUAUUCAAAGUCCGGGGGCUACUACUCAGUCUCUUCAAAUAAUACUGAAAAGAUACGAAGACCAGACAGUUCAGAAUAACAGUGACUAUCAAGCAGGAAUGGAGAGACUUAGCCUGGCUGCUCAUGUAUCUGAUCCAAAGCUUUUUCUUAAGCGUAUGACAGUGAAUGUUAAUAUGGAAGAAGUUUACAGCUUGGAGCAUACAUCUGCUCUAAAAUGGCUUCAGGAGAAUAUGAAAUGGGCUGGAAAGGUCUGGCUGUUUCAGUAGUCAGCAAUUAAUAAAUAAAGAAUUUGGGGGAGGGUGUUCGGUGGUUGAAGUGAUCAUUGUUAAAACUAAUAAAAAUUAUUAAAGGUAUUUGCCACUGUGUUCAGCCUUACUGACUUAGAGCAAGG